Messenger RNA from Strongylus vulgaris, 765 nucleotides. NCBI's taxonomy places the organism in Eukaryota, Metazoa, Nematoda, Chromadorea, Rhabditida, Strongylidae. The record is from the annotation of a GenBank genome assembly.
ACCCGGCGAAGUGGUGAUAGAAACUGGGAGCGUGGAGAUGGUGACAGGAGUAACCACGCACAAAUUCGAGGAGCAACCCGUCAGUUUGGUAGUACUGUUAGAAAUGAACUAGACCCACCAGGCAAAAUUCAUAGUUUUGGAAGCAGUGUACGAAGCAGCAAUGAAAGACCUCGGGAAGAUCGACCAGAGUUUAGUGCUAAAAAGGAGUCGUCUUCGUAUGGUAGCAGGGAUAUUGUAAGAAGCAAUCAUGAACGACUGCAGAAAGAUGAUCGGAAAGCCAAUAGCGUCAAAAUUGAAUCUAAAGUGCAGGAUAGAGGAUCUAAUUUUCGAGGUGAUGAAAGACGCUCUCAUGAGCGAUUACGUGAAGAAAGUGUACAGUCUAGCCAUGUUAAAGCCCCCAAAAGUGAAGAGCAUACAAGAAAAGAUAAGGAAAAAGUACAGAAGACUGGACGAUUUGAGCAGCCGAUUGGUGAUUAUCGUAAAGAUAUCCACAGGCAUGCUUAUCGUCAACCAGACUCCCAAGAUUAUGCUCAGACUCGACCAGAUUCCCAUAGCCAUGCCCACAUUCGACCAGAACGCCCCAGUCACCAUCAUAGCCGCGAUAAACCCUCUGUUUCCGAUAACGCUGUGACGCGAAAGGUUCCAAAAGUUGAGGAGUCUGAACAAGAAGACAAGGUUACCUCAAAGAAAACAAAUUUAAUGCAGGAUCCACUCGAGGGAGUUUCAAAGCAAGCGAAUGUCUGGAUGGUAAGUGCGCAUUUGUGA